Girardinichthys multiradiatus is the source of this 4271-nucleotide messenger RNA. It is a transcript of the gene tra2b, whose product is annotated as transformer 2 beta homolog. The transcript has 8 exons. Gene Ontology annotation, biological process: positive regulation of mRNA splicing, via spliceosome. Lineage: Eukaryota; Metazoa; Chordata; Actinopteri; Cyprinodontiformes; Goodeidae. The record is from RefSeq and is a predicted model, not a curated record. Gene Ontology annotation, cellular component: spliceosomal complex. Gene Ontology annotation, molecular function: RNA binding. The coding region runs from base 3110 to 3652 and encodes 180 amino acids.
UUAUAAUGCAUGGAUAAAAAACAAAGCCUUUUGACGAGAAAAAUGUGAUAUUAACGGGUUUUGGCUAUUUAUCAACUGACACCACCAGCAAUAUGCUCCCCUUGGUAGCUCACAAUUCAGUUGUAAUCUCCAACGUUUCGUUUUUCUUAACGCAUAACCAUAUUGAUGUGACUCGGUUGCAAUGUAAAUAAAUGUGAAUGUAUAAGAAUUUACUGUAAAAAAAAAAAAAAAAUCGCAUGUUGCUAAAUUUAGCUACCUGGCUAAUGCUAGCAUGUCAACGUUAGUUAGGCCUCGUGCUAACGAUGACGAAGCUAGCUUCCGAUUCGUAGUGAGUGAUUCGGCUGUUGUAUGUAGUUCUGUUAUAUUAAAAGUAUGUUUAGCCACACAUUAGAUUAGAUCCAGUGAUAAGAGAAUAAAAAUCAAACUCAAAAUUACUCGUGUAUGAAAUACCUGAGCCGGGGGUGGGUCGGUGGCUUGUGGAGUAAUAAAAAUUGUCCUUUUUAAUUUUGGCACCACAAAAUAGUGUUUUAAAUGAACGUAGACGACAUUUGGCAUUUGAAUGCCUUAUAUACUUUAAACUAAAGCAUAUACAAAGCAAUACUGACAAAUAAAGAGCCGUAAAAUAGCUGUUUAGUUCAUAAACAGGGACCUACGAAUCGGAAACUAACUUCAGUGUCGUCUCAGGCCGGGGUUAAUCAUUUUUCUUUCGAUUUAGGAACUUUUGGGUAGACAAUAACCUUAAACAAUCAGAAUAUUUGGGCAUUAAAAGUCAGGCUAUCCAAAUUGCUGUUUAUAUUUUAGAAAGAGCGGAAUUGUUUGGAAUCUCGAUCCCUUGAUAGAAAUUUCUAGAACGUCGAAGUGAAUAUGCUCGAACUCCCGUUUUGCUCCAGAUGAAAUUAUAUCUUGUACUUUAUGUAAUAAUGCAUUUUAGUUGGCUACUUUUUUUAGAGUGGGGUUUAAACAUGGUACCUGAAAGAUAUAAAUUGCGUUUAAUAAUGUUGACUGAACGUCAAUGUGGAUUUCCUUAUUGGUUUUGGCGCACCUAACCCGCGCCAUUGAAUCGACACGGAAGAAUAAAAAUAAUUAAUCUUUUAUAUGAAGCAGCCUCAAGAUUCUUCAUUUGUAUCAUCUCGGUCAUGCAGCUUGAGAUAUUCACCGUUUAAACAGGCGCUUCAACGAAUUGCUCGGCUGAGGAUACGACAAAGCACGAUGCUGAAGUUAGCAUCCGAUUCGCAGCUGGAGAUUGCUGUGUAAAGGGCUAUUUCACCAAAUUCAGCGACUGCACAAUCUUUAUUCCGCUAAAAUAUAACGUAUGGUUAAACCUAUUUUAUGCUCAUUACAUAUUCUUAAGAAAUACACCUUGUCAUAUGUGUAUGCUUUCUUUUUAUUGUGGGGAAAGAACAAGGGUGAUUAUUUAGUUUUUUAGCCCCCCAUUUGAAAUGCAUUGCCAGUUAUACAAAUCAAAAACGGUAUUUUUGUCGAAUUUGUCAUUAGUGUUGAAUUAUUUCUCCCAGGUUUGACCUGUCUGGUGUAGUUUAAGAGGUACGCCAUGUCAGGUGGCUUGAAGCCUAUUAAAAUAGUUAAAGAAAAUGCUUUAUCCCUUUUUGAAUUGAAUGACUUUUUCACAAAUUACAAUCUGUGUUUUAUGGAAUAUGUAAAGAGUUUAAAUUAAUCCAGUUCAAGGUUUGGUACUCUAAUCGUUUCAGAUUUUAAAAUGGUCAGGAUCAAAAUGUUCGAGUUGUUAAAUGCGGUGAAAUGGCCCCUUAUUCAAUGAAAAAAAAAAAACAUCUUGCAGUUUGAUGCUAAGUUCAGUGUCGAAAGUGAAGUUGUUCAACUUUAGUGGUAGGUUUACAAACCCUUCUGCUGAAGUAUGAACCAAUUACUGGCUUUAUUUAACAAGUGAUGUCCUUUCAUCUUGUGAACAGCAGUGAGUUUUAGCCUCAAUCACCUUGUGACUUGUUGAAAGCCUGGUUAAUCAGUUAGUAGUAUGCCGAAGGGUACUGCCAUAUCUGGUUUUCAGGAAAGAUAAUUACAUAUCGUCAUUAAUAAGAUGUCCAUGCAAUUCACCUUAUUCUUAUUUUACAUUGUGUUCUGAAAUAUGUAGUUCAAGGGUCUCAGGUUUGUUCAGGUGCUACUUGGUGAUGGAGGUGAAUACAAAUGAAUAGUAGCUUCAUCUUGAGGUUGUUUUGGUUAACCUAGAUUUAUUUUAUUUUGGAGAGAAAGGGGAGAUUAUGGGUGGAUUUAAUUUUGAUUAUGACCUUUUCACAUUCAGUGGUGUUAUGUUCACUGUGAUGAAAGAAAAGUAAUUAUUUGAACAAGAUUACUUUCUUUAUUGCAAUGAGUAAAAGAUGUAAGCUGAGCAGCAGUUCACAAGACUGUUGAAUCUUUCGUUUUCAUUGCAACCUUAUGCUUUAUGAAAUUACCAGUAAGACACAGUAGUGAAUGUGGAACCACUGAAAGUGAAAUUCAUUAAACUGACAGUUGAUCAUUUGUAAACUUUAACAUUUGUCAGAAAAUCCUGAUGAAAAUUUGAAAAAGCGUGCCGUUUUAAUUGUAGUCAUAUAUUCUUCAUCCUUUUCUUUUCCAUUAAGGUUAAGGUUCGACGAAGAAAAUGCAGAAGAAGUCUCAUGUCCACUUUAUUUUCAGUAAUAUGAAGCUCAGAUGUGUGAAGCUGAAUUGUUGAAUGCAUGCUAAACAUGAGGAGGGAAGAACUUUGAGCAGUGUGUGAGAAGGGGGAAGUCAGAAGAUGUAAGAAAAUUGAAGAAAGAAGAAUAAUGUGAAGUAAUGAAGUUACAGAAAUGAAGUUAAGGAAGUAAUCUGGAUAAGGUCACUGCGCUAAGAGUCUCGCUCCGCUUCCAGGAGCGCGAGUCCCCGGGGCUCUGGGAAGACGGCAAGCCGCUCCCCACCUCGUUCGCCGGCCCGUUCAAAAGAUGGAUCCCACCAUUCCCGCUCUAAAUCCUGGUCUCGCUCCAGGUCAGGCUCCCAUUCUCAUCGUGGCUCUCGCAAGCACUACAGCCAUUCCCGGUCCCGCUCCAGGUCCUACCGGCGCAAAUCUCACAGCAGAUCCUACAGUGGAGAGCGCCGGCACAGAAGCUUCAGUCAUUCACCCAUGUCUAAUCGGCGAAGGCACAUUGGCAAUCGGGCUAAUCCAGAUCCAAAUGCAUGCCUGGGAGUGUUUGGCCUGAGCCUGUACACCACAGAGAGGGACCUGAGGGACGUCUUCUCUAAAUAUGGGCCCCUGGCAGAUGUUUGCAUCGUGUAUGACCAGCAGUCGAGGCGCUCCAGGGGCUUUGCUUUUGUUUACUUUGAGAACAAAGAUGAUGCUAAAGAGGCAAAGGACCGAGCUAAUGGCAUGGAGCUGGAUGGUCGCAGAAUCCGUGUGGAUUUCUCCAUCACAAAGAGACCUCACACCCCAACCCCGGGAAUCUACAUGGGGCGACCCACAUAUGGCGGAGGCGGUCCCGGUGGACCACGGCGCAAUUCACGUGACUACGACCGUGGAUAUGACCGCGGAUACGAUAGAGGCGGAUAUGAUCGUUAUGACGACAGGGAUUACUACAGAUCAUACAGACGAAGGUCACCUUCACCCUACUACAGAGGAGCAUACAGAUCCCGGUCAAGAUCCCGGUCCUAUUCUCCUCGUCGAUAUUGAGCAGUUCAGGCAGACAUAAAUCUCUUCUUUCCAUGGACAGAUGAGAUGUUUCUCCUAAAGAUUUGUUUGACUUUAUUGUAGAUACUGUAUUCUCAAGGGAACAAAUUUGUUUCUUUGAUAUGGAGUUUAAUGAGGAAAUUAUGAAGUCCAGUGAGAGCAGAACACCAGCAGUGUAAGCUAACUGACGUGAAAAAGGACCGCCGAAAACCUUUUCACUUACCACCCCUGAGGCAGUUAUCUUUCUGCACAAUGUGAAACCAAGGAGUUGCCUGUUUGCUUAUUUCUGUUUGUUUUUGUGUAAUUUAGUGUUAAAAACAUUUAUUCUGAUGUAACCUUUGAGAAUUCCUUACACGGCGCUGGGCCUCCAUCUCCAAUUUAAGAGACCAAUUUCUCAUCCAACUCCACAUUAAAGAAACCAAACUGUCCCACAAAGAUAAUCCCACUCUUCCUUAUGCUUAUCAGUGAAAAUGGAAUGACAUGUGAAGGAGUCCCAUCAUUGUUUUAAAUGUACAGCCCAGGUCUGUUGUAAAUAAUUUAUGGGUUUUGUUGUGUACCUACUUGAGUGAAAAUUCAACAACUUUGAACAAAUUAAAAGGGAGUUGGGUUUUUUUUCCCACCA